Aureobasidium musti is the source of this 1389-nucleotide messenger RNA. The record is from the annotation of a GenBank genome assembly. Lineage: Eukaryota; Fungi; Ascomycota; Dothideomycetes; Dothideales; Saccotheciaceae.
AUGUCGAACAACGUCAAGGACAUGCAUAUCUGCAUUGCCGGCUCAGGUAUACACCCUCCUCCAAUUCAUCAACCCCGCCUGCUAACCAAGUCACANGGCAUGGGCGGUCUAGCAUGCGCCCUCUCCCUCGCCCGUCAAGGUUUCACCAAAAUCUCCGUCUACGAAUACGCCUUCAACCUCGGAUUUGUGGGUGCAGGCAUCCAACUAGCUCCCAACAUGGCACGCAUCCUCGACCGCCUGAACGUGUGGGCACCAAUCCAGAAAGAAGCUGUGGAUCUCAAGGAUACCAGUAUUAGACAAGGCUCCAGUGAUGCCGAGUUGGCUAACGUCAAACUGGGGUAUGUGAGAGAGACUUAUGGAUAUCCGCAUAUGGUGGGCCAUCGCUCGAGUCUGGCUGGAGAAAUGUACAAGGGAUGUAAAGAGGAGGCUGCAAACAUAACUUUCAACUUCUCGCAUUCGGUGCAGAAGGUCCAUCAAUGGAGCCCCAAAGUCAAGUUUCAGGUUAAGCCCAGAGACGGCGAGGCCUUUGACGUCGAGUGCGAUGUGCUCCUCGCCGCCGACGGUGUAAAAUCAAACAUCCGCGAUCAAAUGCUGGAUCUCCUCAACAUCGAUGCCAAAGUCGUGGAUUCAGGACAAGCAGCCUACAGAAUCAUGCUCAAGCGCGAAGACAUGGCCCACGACCCAGAACUCCUGGCUCUGAUCGAUGCAGAACGAGCAACAAGAUGGAUAGGAGAAAGACGCCACAUCAUCGCCUACCCAGUCUCCAACAACACAAUCUACAAUCUCAGCACCGCACAACCCGACGUCAAUUUUGCAGCUGCGCCGUCGGCUACUUACACCACCAAAGGCAGUAAAAAGGAAAUGUUGGAUGUGUAUGCGGAUUUCUGCCCUAAGAUCCAGAAGAUGCUGAAUAUGGUUCCUGAAGGCGAGGUUUGCGAGUGGAAGUUGAGGGUACAUGCUCCUCUACCUACUUGGGUGCAUGGAAAUAUGGCACUUGUGGGUGAUGCUUGCCAUCCUACACUCCCUCACUUGGCACAAGGAGCUGCACAAGCCAUAGAAGAUGGAGCUGUGUUGGGCGUGGUGUUGAGCAAGCUACCUGACACGAGUUCAGAGAGCAUCAACAAGGCGCUCAAGGUGUACCAGGAGUUGAGAAAGUCGAGAGCUGAAGGACUUGUAGCGUUGGCAGCGGCGAACGGUAGGGACAUGCAUCUUGGUGAUGGAGCGGCCAAGGAGGCCAGAGAUGCAGCUUUCAAGGCUAUCAGAGAAGGCACUGAGGGAGCCAAGGUACCAGACAAGUGGGCAGAUGCUGAUGUGCANAAAAUGAUUUACGGACACGACUGUUGGAAGGAUGCUGAGGAACAGUUUGAGACUUUGUUUGCUGCUGCCUGA